Molecule: messenger RNA, 1929 nt
Organism: Aspergillus mulundensis
Lineage: Eukaryota; Fungi; Ascomycota; Eurotiomycetes; Eurotiales; Aspergillaceae
Exons: 4
Coding region: 1-1929 (642 amino acids)
Molecular function (GO): oxidoreductase activity; FAD binding
Source: RefSeq, a predicted model, not a curated record
AUGGCGUUCGCUCUACCACUAUUGGCGCUUGUUGCGCUAGGUCCUCAGUUUGUGACUGCAGGUAUCAUUGAUCGCCGCUCAGUGUUGUCGGUCAGCGAUGCAGACUGGGAUGCCUUCAACUCAAGUGUCUCCGGGCGGUUGCAAAAUGGCGUGCCGAUGCUUGCGCCUUGCUAUACCAACUACAAUGGACAGCAACAGGACGUGGAUUCCCAAGUGUGCGACGCCCUGCAACAGAACCGAGCCAACCAUCUCUUCGUCACGGACCAGUUCGGCGGCUAUCAGGAAUCGAACUGGGGCGGAUGCCAAAAGACUGGAGACAACUGUGCGAUGAAGCUUACGGUGCCAGAUACGGAGACUCCAACAUCAAGACCAUGCAUGCAGGGAAGUGUUCCGACAAGAUAUGUUGAUGCGCAGAGCGUGGAGGACAUACAGAAGACGCUGCAAUUUGCGAGCGAUAACGACCUGCGGUUGGUUGUCAAGAACACCGGGCAUGACUAUACGGGGAGGAGCUCGGCUCCGGAUUCAUUUGCGCUUUGGACGCAUAACAUUCAACCUCCUAUCGAACUCACCAAGGCUUUCGUUCCUGAGCAAUGUUCAGAUGCAGUCGGCGAUGUGAUCACCGUCGGUGCUGGACAGCAGUUCGGCGGAGUUUACGAAUGGGCCAAUGCCAACGGGUACCGAGUCGUGGGUGGUACAUAUGCAGGCGUUGGUAUGGCCGGUGGCUGGUUGACCGGAGGAGGACAUAGCAUGCUGUCUCCUGAACUAGGUCUCGGUGUCGACAAUGUCCAGCAGAUCAAAGCCGUGCUUCCAAACGGAAAGUAUGUCACCGCGAAUCGGUGUCAGAACCAGGAUAUCUUCUUCGCCCUGCGCGGUGGCGGCGGCGGCACUUUCGGUGUUGUGGCGGAGAUCAGUUACUCCGUCCAUCCCAAGAAGGAUAUGCAGUUUGCACGAGUUGCUAUCGACGGGACCAAUGACGACGUUGUUGCUGAGCUCAUCUCAAUUCUGGUCGAGAACGCCGACAAAUGGGCAUCCGAAGGCUGGGGAGGCUAUGUUUUGAUGCCCGUGGGCCGAAGCUCGAUGAUUUCCCUGGGCACGUCGUUGCUCGACCUGUCUGAUGCUCAGGAGUCUAUGCAGCCUCUGUUUGACUUGGCCAACAGACCCACUGACGGAGGAACAGUGGGCAAUGCCAGUAUCGCGACUGCGGAUUAUAGCGACGUCCUCGGAGGUAUCAUUGCCGCUACAGAGAGCCAGAUCCUACCAAGCUCGGCCUGGACCAUGGCUACGCGUCUUGUCCCUCAAGAAUACUUUGUCGGCGACAACCAGCAGCAGCUCUCUUCUACUUUGCACGACAUAAUGAUUGUGGCAAAGGGACAAAAGGUGCCUGCGCAGUCUACGCUGAUGCUUUACGCAACAACGCCGUACCUGUAUUCUCAGACAAUGACCAAGGAAGACAAGGUUGGAGGCCAGGAUGCAUCCUCAGUGACUCCGGCCUGGCGUCACGGGCUCUGGCACGUCCUCUUUACUCGACAGUUCGACGGCACAACCACCGACCAGAGCGUGGUCAAGAAUCUGUGGCAGACAACGCACGAGAUGAUUAACCCGCUGCGGGAUCUUACGCCCAACGGCGGUGCGUAUCAAAAUGAAGCUGAUCCCUUCGAGCCUAAUCCCGCACACUCGUUCUGGGGACAGGAGAACUAUGACAGACUGCUCCAGAUCAAGAACAAAGUUGAUCCAACCAACCUGCUAACUGUUCACAACGGUAUUGGGUGGGAUAAGACGGAUGGGAAAUACAGUUGCUAUCCUGACGUUAAGAGUUCGUGUCCCGCGUCCGGCGAACCUGCCACACCAAACGACGAGUUUUUCGGGUUACCGAAACUGUCCGCCGUCGUUGACUAUGUUGAAACGUAUAUGGAACACGUAACCGAGUAA